AGAUCCGGGAGCUGCCCCAGCCUGAAACCAGCGAGGAGGAGGAGGAGGAGGAGGAGGAGGAGGAAAAGUGGUGUGUCGAGGAAGGAUAACAGUUCUGCUGCUGCUGUCGCUGCUGGAGCAGGAAGCAAAAGAAGGAAGGAGGAGAGGAAGCUUCACUUCAGCUGCGUUCAGUUUCUCACACAUCUCACUGUCGGACGGAAGGUAUCGGAGGCGACAGGGACUCGAGUUUUAACGUUCGCUUUCUUCCGCAAGAAGAUGGCAUCAAACGACUCGCGGCUCCAGCAUCAGCCCUCUCAGAAGGAUGCGGCGGACCAGAACUUUGAUUACAUGUUCAAGCUGCUGAUCAUCGGCAACAGCAGUGUGGGGAAAACCUCCUUCCUGUUUCGCUACGCAGACGACUCCUUCACGUCGGCCUUCGUCAGCACCGUGGGCAUCGACUUCAAGGUCAAGACCGUGUUCCGAAACGACAAGAGGAUUAAGCUACAGAUCUGGGUGAGAAAAUGAAAGACGCACUGCAUUGUGGUCCUGAUGUUUGUUGUGUAGUGCUGAACAUGUGUCUGGGACUGUUGGUUUGCAUCGUCUACUUUGUAACCGUAAUGUUUUUUCUACCUCAAAAUCACUUGGUUUCAUUCAUGAGGGUAAUGUUUAGCAGAUUAUACCCCAUGAAAUAUCCCUAAAGGGUUAAUACAACCCAUGAAAUGUAUAUUUCCUCUUGCCAAAAAGCGAAUGCAGCACCUACCUUGUCACCUAAGCUUCAAAAUCACUAUUCAUGGGGGUAAUAUUUGGUAGAUUAUACCUCACCCAUUCCUUAUUACUCUAUACCUUUUUAAAGGGCCAGUACCACCCAUAUAAUGCUCUUUUGCACCUGCCAAAAAGUGACUGCAGCUCCUACCUUGCAACCCUGAAGGAUUAUUCUGCCUCAAAAUCAUUCUAAUUAUUUAUUAUUAUUCAUUAUUACCUCAUCCAGUCUUUUUUACUAGUUGACAUAUCCUAAUGGGCUAAUACAGUUGUAUGCAGCUCGUACCUUCAGCAUCAAAAUCACUUGGUUUCAUUCAUAAGGGUAAUAUUUGGCAGAUUCUACCUCAUCCAGUUCCUUUUACCUGUUGGAAUACCUUUAAAGGGCCAGUACAACCCAUUAACUGUACAUUUAAUAGGUUUUAAUUUGUUUGUCUUUUAAUUUUUAAGUGUGAACAGCGUGAUUUCCCCAUGUUUUACUCAAAUUCAUACAUUUUUGCCUGUAUUUGGCUUCAGACAACAGGGAUUGACUAACCUGAGUAAAGCUGGUUUUUAAUUGAUGCACGGUUGAACGUCAGUGUUUUGAGUGGCUCUACUUGCCGUGCAUACUUGUUCUGUUGUUGCCUGUUUUUAAAGACAUUUUUCAUUGAUUUCAUCUCUUUUAUGCAUCGCUUCUGAGUUCACGGUCCAAAUCCACGUUCCCUGGUUUAUGGCCGAUGGUUUAAAAGGGCUGUGUUUGCCCGAGCCAUUAUUCAUGGUGGGUGUUUUGGUUGUAACACUAAACCAAUCCGAGUGCCUUCUCUCCCUGUAAAAGGCAGGUGUGCUUGCACUUUGGCAGAUUGCUGCUAUUAGGGUGAAUUUGUUCAGUCGUUGCAGAGAAGGCUUUUCUGUUUGUUCAUAUCUGGAGAGUGUGAGUGUUUGGAUGA
Molecule: messenger RNA, 1661 nt
Organism: Solea senegalensis (Senegalese sole)
Lineage: Eukaryota; Metazoa; Chordata; Actinopteri; Pleuronectiformes; Soleidae
Product: ras-related protein Rab-3-like
Exons: 2
Coding region: 256-504 (82 amino acids)
Biological process (GO): protein localization to plasma membrane; regulation of exocytosis; protein secretion
Cellular component (GO): plasma membrane; endosome; synaptic vesicle
Molecular function (GO): GTP binding; GTPase activity
Source: RefSeq, a predicted model, not a curated record